AGACACUUAAACACCUCACCAUUCUGCUCUCUUUCCUCUAGAGACUCCUUGCUGUAGUUAGGGUCUCCUCUGAAAUGCCAAUGCAGACAUGUCCUCUGCAGGGCUAUUUUUGUGCCAUCCAGCCAAAACAGCAAACAAGCCGUCAGCCAGUCCGGCCAAAGAUAACAACUACAGGAUGAACCGCUACAAGAACAAAGCUCUGAACCCGGAGGAGAUGAGGCGCAGGAGAGAGGAGGAGGGCAUCCAACUCAGGAAACAGAAACGAGAACAACAGCUUUUCAAGAGGAGGAACGUGGACGUUCUCAAUGAAGAGGAAGCCAUGUUCGAGAGUCCACUGGUGGACUCCUACCUCAGCUCUCCAGUUACAGAAGGAGUCAUUACCAGAGACAUGGUUGAGAUGCUUUUCUCGGAGGACCCGGAGCUUCAGCUCACCACAACACAAAAGUUCAGAAAACUACUUUCCAAAGAGCCCAACCCACCAAUUGAUGAAGUUAUAAACACGGCCGGAGUAGUGGAGAAGUUUGUGGAGUUCUUGAAGAAGAGUGUCAACUGCACACUACAGUUUGAAGCAGCUUGGGCGUUGACCAAUAUAGCAUCCGGCACAUCCAUGCAGACAAAGACGGUGAUUGAGGCAGGAGCCGUGCCGAUCUUCAUUGAACUACUUAACUCAGACUUUGAGGACGUCCAGGAACAGGCUGUGUGGGCCUUGGGUAAUAUUGCAGGGGAUAGUGCGGUGUGCAGAGACUAUGUGCUGAACUGCGACAUCCUUCCACCGUUAUUAAUGCUUCUGACCAAAUCCACUAGAUUGACCAUGACGAGGAAUGCAGUGUGGGCUCUGUCUAAUCUCUGUAGAGGAAAAAACCCUCCACCUGUGUCACCCUGUCUGCCAGUGCUGUCCAGGCUUUUAUUUAGCAGUGACCCAGACCUGCUGGCAGACGCCUGCUGGGCCCUGUCCUACCUCUCAGACGGCCCCAAUGACAAGAUCCAAGCUGUCAUCGACUCUGGCGUCUGCAGGCGUCUUGUAGAGCUACUCAUGCACACGGACUAUAAGGUGGCCUCCCCGGCCCUGAGAGCUGUAGGAAACAUUGUCACCGGAGAUGACAUCCAAACACAGGUGGUGUUGAACUGCUCCGCCCUGCCCUGUCUGCUGCACCUUCUCAGCAGCGCUAAAGAGUCCAUUCGUAAAGAGGCAUGCUGGACCAUCUCAAACAUCACAGCAGGAAACCGAGCACAGAUUCAGACGGUAAUUGAUGCCAACAUCUUCCCAGUGCUGAUCGACAUCCUACAGAAAGCAGAGUUCAGGACCAGGAAAGAGGCGGCCUGGGCCAUCACUAACGCCACCUCUGGAGGAACCCCAGAGCAGAUCAGAUAUCUGGUCAACCUGGGCUGCAUUAAGCCCCUGUGUGACCUGCUGACGGUGAUGGACUCUAAGAUCGUUCAGGUGGCUCUCAACGGGCUGGAGAACAUCCUGAGGCUCGGCGAGCAGGAAGCCAAGCAGGAGAACAGCGGCACUGGAGUGAAUCCUUACUGCAGCCUCAUUGAAGAAGCCUAUGGUCUCGACAAGAUCGAGUUCCUCCAAAGCCACGACAACCAGGAGAUCUACCAGAAGGCCUUCGAUCUAAUCGAGCACUACUUCGGGGUGGAGGACGAGGACAACAGUCUAGCUCCUCAGGUGGACCAGGCCAACCAGCAGUUUCUGUUCCCCCAGCAGGAGGCCCCCAUGGAGGGCUUCCAGCUAUAAGUCCGCACCCCUCUCCUCUAAAAUGCACCAUCUACCCCCUCCAUACCUCCUCAUCUCACGGAGGACCCCCUAGAUGCCAGAGUCAAACUUCCAUGCCCUCUUCCCUGAUCUGCCCCCCCCCCUUUUCACCUCUACCAUCACCACCCACCCCCCCUUUUGGAGGAAAACUAAAACUGUCCCGCCUAAAAAAGAAAAAAAAAAGCCUCCUUUAUUCUUUCUUCACUCUCCUGAACCAGUGGACGACUUCUUGCAGGGCAGACCCGCGUGUCUCUUGGCCAAUGGGAGAGCGCCACACAAACUCCAGUGCACGUAGAAAGUGACACCCCCCCCCCCUAAAGUCUGCCCUGGCUUCAAACGCACACACAGACACCUUGCAUAGCUCUCAUUGGCAGUAAUGAUCGUUUGUUGGGUAAUACCUCUAUAAACACUUUCAUUUCUUUUCCAAUGGGACAUUCCUAUUUUCAGGAUGACCCAUGCACCCCCUCGCAGAAUCCACAGACGGGUGCAUGAGGUGAAAGCUCUUGAUGUCAGUCUGACUUAGUGCAAUUCAAAAAAAGAAAAAAAAACCGAGUUACAUGAUCCCGUUUUGUUUUACGAUUUAGUUGCUCCCCCCCCCCGACACUUAUUUAUCUUCACCUUUUUAGUGCUUGUGAUUUAUUUUCCAGGCCUGCGGCUGACCUGCGUGUGCAGACGGACGCUCGAGCUAAGAAGUGUGAUUUUUAUUUUAUUUCUUUUCUUGCGUCUAACAUUUCUUUUUUUCUUUUUUUGUGGGACAAAUGUCAUGGGGAGGGUUGAGGUAGGAAGCUUUUUGGAACUCUAUCUUGACUUUAGGAGGGGCUCUGGAGGAGAUAUUGGAAAAGGUGUUGAGGCUUUUUAGAGGAUAUGUUUCAAGAUCUAGAAGAAAAAAAAAUCCAGUUUUCGAGCGUGGUAUAGUUAGAGAGCCAAUGUUCGUCGUGUGCUGUGUUAUUAAUAACAAUAUGAAUUAUGAAGUGAUCUAACUAUUAAACAAGGCACAGCUGGGGGUUUAAGGGGGAGCGGCUCUGGCACGCAGCAGCAAAAAAAAACAUUCAUAUUUUUAUAUUUAAAUGAAUUCAAGAGAUGUUUAAAGUUGGCUGAAAUACCAGACUCGUUUAUAGUUUUGAUUGUCUGAUUUCAUUGAAGCCCGGUGUAAACAGGUUGCUGCUGGUUAGCGAGGCUCUGCGCUCCCCCUCCCCGGCUGUAUGCGGGAGGGUUUUUGCAUGGUGUUAUAUUACCCUGCAUACCGUCGAUGAGUAUCCCUGGCCAAACAGCGACCGUUGGCACAGAGACCAAGAACAGUGUGAAGAAGCACAAAGAAGCAACAACUGAUGGGUGUGGUGGUGUGAACAGUGGUAGUGUAGUGACGGUGGUGUUUUGUAUAGUGGUAGAGUUGAUAUAUAACCUAUGGCAUUCUUUAUCACUAUAUCUUGGAGGAAUGGGAAUUACAAGCGUUGAUGAUUUUGCAUGGGUCCGUUGUGAUAUUGUAAAUAGCCUCCUCUGCCUGGCGAGGAAAGUGCGCCGCUUCUUUGUCCCCUCGAGGGUCUAAUAACAACCCGAGUUUGGCCGGGGGUACAUCUCGAGACAAGGCGACGGGCCUAACUGCAACCGAAGAAUUCAAGUAUAAGUUUAUAUUUGAAUUUUGAUGUAUUUGCAUUAUAUAUAAAUAUAUAUUUGCACACACUUCAUGCACACUUGCAUACAACACCAGCAGACACUGUACACACACCUCUUACAGAUGAGUGGCUAGUAGCAAGUCAAAUAGUUUCCAUAGUCUUUGGAGUGGAACAAAAGUGGUUCUUCUUUCAUUUUAUUAGAAAGUUUUUGCUUUUCUCCAGCGUGAAAUGUUUCUUUUGGUUUCAGAGCACUUUGUUUAUUUUCUUUAUUUAUAAAAAUGUUGCCCCCUUUUUUUUUUCUGUUUUCAUUUAGGCAAUGAAAACAGAUUGUCCCCCGAAUUCAAAUGUGAUUCGGCACACACACACACACACACACACACACACACACACACACACACACACACACACACACGGAGGUCUCAUGGAAACUGUUCUUGUUGUUUCUAGCCACGUGACUUAUGAUGGUCUAAAUUAGCCCCGUGAACCCUGAGCCUGGAUCAGCUCUGCCCGUGACAGAAGCUGAUCUCGGAUCAGGGUUUAGAGCUUUAUGGAUUGAGCAGAACUUUUGGUCGUGUGAUGUUUGACUGAAGAAGAGGUUGAUUGACUCUAUGACUGUCCCGAUCCGAGUCUGGGAGCCUCUGCUCUGUGAAUUACUGAACCUGCCCUAGCAUGAAAUCAAGGAACUGUGAACAGAAUUGUGUUGCACUCAACAAACAUAUGACAAAUGAAUCUGUUGAAUAUUGUGUGUAGUAAGUUGGGAAUACACUUUCAUCAAAUAGUUUUCUUUUUAACCAAAAAAAACCCCAUUUCCUUUUAUACGAUAGGACAUAUUUUUGGAUUCUUUUGAUUUGUUUUAGUUUUACAUAACUUCUUUUGACAGUGCGGGAUAUUCUACUGCCGCUCUUACAUGCUAGGGAUGAAGCGUUACGCUGUGGGGAGUCCUGUUCUCCACAGAACACGCGUGCAGCCAGUAGACAUUAGAGGUCAAAUCAUGAAUAAUUGAGCGUCACAAACUUUCCUCUACAUGACAGAUGUGUAGAGCAGCAUUUAUACCUGAAGUCUUGGAUUUCAUGGCCAAUUCUGUGCUUGGCCUACAAAUAAUGCCAGAAUUGCAAUGUUAAGAAAAAUCAGUGCAUCAACCAGGAAAAAUAUUUAUAUUUCUGAAAAACGAAAAUGCACUCCUAUUCACAAAAGUGCCAAUCCGACCAACAAAGACUGGAGGUUCUUAUGUAUCUGUCUUUGACUUAUAGAUUUGUUUUUCUUUAUCUUUUAUUUACUUGAAUGUGCACACAUUUUGUGCAGAACAUUGCUGCUCUAUUUUCCUUAUCUUUAAAGUUACAUUAUUUGCUAUUGUUUCUUUGGAGAAGUGGCAUACAUUACUGUGGGCGCCUAAAUAAGGAAUUGAAUUAAGGCAGUGUAAUUGUCUGCGUGGGGGAAGUUACUUGAGUAAUUGCAUAAAACAGGUCUUUCCAGCUCACUUGUCCACUGGCGAGACGACUCCCACGAUCAGUCUUCACCUGGUUCUCACUGUGCAUAGCUAAGCUGCAGAUGAUUGGGAAUCAAAGAAUUGAUUUUGUGCAGUGGAAACGCAAGUGGAGUAUAAUAUUUGGAAUUUUCUUGAGGUCACGGCCUGUAGCCAGCCCCUCUUUAAAUAUUGUAGUACUUAGUGGCACAUGGUGCAAGUUGUGGAAACUUACGCGACUAUCAUAGCAGGCAAUUGCAGGUACUAACCUUAUUGUCAUAGUUUACCAAAGUUGUGUCAUCUUGAAGGCUGGUUGAAAUGAUUUACUUGAUGUCUUGUUUUCAAUAUUCAAUUUAUGUAAUUGGCUUGUGUCGACCCAGUCGGUACGACUGAGAGAUUGCUUCAGGCCAUUUAAAACUUGCUUCUUUUCAUUAGAAGCUGCAAUAGCUCAGUCCCUCUCUUCUCUGUUUUUUUUUUUUUUUUUUUUUUCUCAAGUUCAAGUACUGUUUAGGGAGUUUGAAAAAUCUGCAAAAGAAUCCUGAAGACUGCAAUAAAUAUUGUCCAAAAUCAGGCACCCCAGAGGCAAAGAUCCACCUGCAAACUGCUCUCGAAGGUGACGCUCCGUCAGCUGGGUGGACCUAACAGAGGCAACUACUUGACAUUUUUUUUUUUCUAAGAUAAAAUCUGGGAUUCAGAAAUUGUGCAGUGAUUUACAUUAAAAAGUAUUAUAAGUUAAACUAGAUGUAUGUUCUGAUACAUUGACAGGGAUUCAGAUGCAAUUCUAAUCACUUCUGAGAAGUGGAGAAAAAGCCUCAUUAGAACAUGUCACAGGAAGAAAAUACAAAAAAAAGAGAGACAAUAAAACGGGAGGUGAGGAUUCAAGCCUUUUCUGCUUUUUCCUGAUCAGGAUAUUCUGGACUAUAUUUUUGGAUAAUUGUGUUUAGAGUAAAAGUUUGUCCUAGUCAGGCUGCAUGAUCAGGAACCUUGUUAUCUUUAGGGGAAUGAACAGACAUCACUAAAUAUCUCAAAUCUGACUCGUCUUCCGUCCUAGAAGCUGUUCAUGUCUAUAUCAAAAUCUAAAGCCAUGCUUGGCUUGGUCAAGUAAUGUCUAUGCUACAAAUGUUUACAAUGCUACAUGUUUGUAAAAAAAAAUACUUUUCAUAUGCCACCACUGACCAGUCCCGGUGUAUCCUCUGCUCUGGUCCUCUCAUUUCUUUUUCAUGUAUUUAUUUUCUCUGUUCUUGUUUAUGGUUUUUCAUUUUGCUCAAAAUUACCCAUCUUAAUACUGUGACUUGACUUGACUUUACCGACGGUAUGAAUGAGUGACGAGAAACUUAUACACUUCAGCUGAACAUGAUACACAAACAUGAACAUGAAAAAAAAAUACAUACAGGAAACGGCAACAAUAUUAAAAAUGUAAAGGAAAAUAUAUUGAAUUUAAAACUUCAGUGGAAAUACUGUACAAAACAAAUAAAGUUAUGUUGCAACCCUUUAA
Cottoperca gobio is the source of this 6329-nucleotide messenger RNA. RefSeq names its product karyopherin alpha 6 (importin alpha 7) (gene kpna6). The coding region runs from base 89 to 1741 and encodes 550 amino acids. The record is from RefSeq and is a predicted model, not a curated record. Gene Ontology annotation, biological process: protein import into nucleus. Gene Ontology annotation, cellular component: cytoplasm. NCBI's taxonomy places the organism in Eukaryota, Metazoa, Chordata, Actinopteri, Perciformes, Bovichtidae. The transcript is spliced from 14 exons. Gene Ontology annotation, molecular function: protein binding; nuclear import signal receptor activity.